CCGCCCGGCAAAGAUGGCGUGGUUGGCGUUGCGGCGGCUCGGGCCGGUUCUGGCGCCGCGCUGCCCGCGCCUCUCAUUACGGCCGCAGGUCCCCGCGGUGCGGAGGCUGGGCACCGGCUCGCUGCUGCUGUCCGCCCGCAAAUUCACAGACAAGCAUGAAUGGAUAUCAGUUGAAAAUGGCAUUGGAACAGUAGGAAUCAGCAAUUUUGCACAGGAAGCAUUAGGAGACGUUGUUUAUUGUAGUCUUCCAGAAAUUGGGACAAAAUUGAAUAAAGAUGAUGAGUUUGGGGCUCUGGAAAGCGUGAAAGCUGCUAGUGAACUCUACUCUCCUCUCACAGGAGAAGUGACUGACAUUAAUGCUGCCCUUGCAGACAACCCAGGGCUCGUCAAUAAAUCUUGUUACCAAGAUGGUUGGCUUAUCAAGAUGACUGUGGAAAAGCCUGCUGAGCUUGAUGAACUGAUGAGUGAAGAUGCGUAUGAGAAAUACAUAAAAUCCAUUGAGGACUGAGCUGGAAUGAUGAAAUAAACCCAUAUAAAAUGUUUCAAUGUAGUCUGUCAUCCAUCACUUGAAGUAAAGAAUAUCCUGUUUUGGCAAGCUGAAAAGUAUCACUUAUGUUACAUACACAUGCCAUAAAUAAUUGCAGUGAUAAAAUGUUUAACAUGUGCAUACUUGUAAGGGAUUUUCAUUCUAUACUGCCUGAUUUAUGUAACUUUGGGAUACAAGAAGAAACCAGUGCCUCUCUAACCUCCUAAUACUUUGACCUGGUUAGCUAUAGUUGCAAGGAUGAUACCAAAAAAAAAGAGAAACUACAUCGACUACCUCUUUGCAUGAUUCUGUUGGUUUUUUACUUCUUUACAUAGUAAAAUGAAGACGGAAAGCGUAAAGAAUUAAUAAAUACAAAUAAUUC
Gallus gallus (chicken) is the source of this 908-nucleotide messenger RNA. RefSeq names its product glycine cleavage system protein H (gene GCSH). Gene Ontology annotation, biological process: glycine decarboxylation via glycine cleavage system; protein lipoylation. Gene Ontology annotation, cellular component: cytoplasm; glycine cleavage complex; mitochondrion. The record is from RefSeq and is marked provisional. Lineage: Eukaryota; Metazoa; Chordata; Aves; Galliformes; Phasianidae.